Molecule: messenger RNA, 3042 nt
Organism: Odocoileus virginianus texanus
Lineage: Eukaryota; Metazoa; Chordata; Mammalia; Artiodactyla; Cervidae
Source: RefSeq, a predicted model, not a curated record
UGUAAGAAAUAACACACUUGAUUCUUGAAGUAAUGUAGUGUUAUUUUUUGAUCAGUGUUUUUCUUAUGCACUGAGUAGGACACUUGUCCAGUUGUAUUUAAAAAAAAAAAUCAAAAAAUCAAAUCUUGCAGAAGAAGGAUAUGAGUGUGUUGUGAAGUAAUUAGCCUCCAACUAAUAAAAAUAAAUGAAAAAAAAGAAGGAUAUGAGUGGAUAUACAUGUAAGUGUAAUAAAGUGGCCCCUUGAUCAGAGGAUUUCUCCUAGAACCUUGCUUCAUACUGGUUACAUUUUAAUAAUUCACAUUUAAAUAAAGCAGGUGGUCAUUGAUCUGUCUGCUGGAACUGACCCCAUUUAUGUCUCACAUUUGUCAUCUGCAGGGUGCACUCUCUGUGACCGAGCCUAUCCCUCAGACUGCCCUGAUCACGGACCGGUGACUUUUGUUCCUGAUAGUCCAAUAGAGAGCAGAGCCAGGCUUUCUCUCCCAAAGCAGCUUGUUCUCCGCCAGUCAAUGGUGGGAGCAGAUGUUGGUGUAUGGACUGGAGAAACCAUCCCUGUUCGGACUUGCUUUGGGCCUCUCAUUGGCCAGCAAAGUCACUCCAUGGAAGUAGCAGAAUGGACAGACAAGGCGGUUAAUCAUAUCUGGAAGAUAUACCACAAUGGUGUCCUAGAAUUCUGCAUCAUUACAACUGACGAAAAUGAAUGUAAUUGGAUGAUGUUUGUGCGCAAAGCCAGGAAUCGGGAAGAACAGAAUUUGGUGGCUUAUCCCCAUGAUGGAAAAAUCUACUUCUGCACCUCCCAAGAUAUCCCUCCUGAAAAUGAACUGCUUUUUUAUUACAGCCGGGAUUAUGCUCAGCAGAUUGGUGUUCCUGAACACCCAGAUGUGCACCUCUGUAACUGUGGCAAGGAGUGCAGUUCCUAUACUGAGUUCAAAGCCCACCUGAGCAGCCACAUCCAUAACCACCUUCCUAGCCACGGCCACAGCAGCAGCCACGGGCCGAGCCAUAGCAAAGAGAGGAAGUGGAAGUGCUCCAUGUGCCCCCAGGCUUUUAUCUCUCCUUCCAAACUUCACGUCCACUUUAUGGGUCACAUGGGUAUGAAGCCCCACAAGUGCGAUUUCUGUAGCAAGGCUUUCAGUGAUCCCAGCAACCUGCGGACCCACCUCAAGAUACACACAGGUCAGAAGAACUACAGGUGUGCUUUGUGUGACAAGUCUUUCACCCAGAAGGCUCACCUGGAAUCCCACAUGGUCAUCCACACGGGGGAGAAGAACCUCAAGUGUGACUACUGUGACAAGCUGUUCAUGCGGAGGCAGGACCUCAAGCAGCACGUGCUCAUCCACACACAAGAACGCCAGAUCAAGUGUCCCAAGUGUGACAAGCUGUUCUUAAGGACAAAUCACUUAAAGAAACAUCUCAAUUCACAUGAAGGAAAACGGGAUUAUGUCUGUGAAAAAUGUACAAAGGCUUAUCUUACCAAAUACCAUCUCACCCGACACCUAAAAACCUGCAAAGGGCCCACCUCCAGUUCAUCAGCACAGGAGGAGGAGGAGGAAGAUGACUCAGAAGAGGAAGAGCUGGCGGACUCGGUGGGGACAGAGGACUGUCGCAUAGGCAGUGCUGUGUAUCCAGCAGAUGACUCUCUCUCUGCACAUAAAUAGGAGAGAGAGAAGCUGACUAUUCUGGAUGGAAAAUGCUAAAGGGAAAAACACAUAACCAGUUAUUCACUACAAUGGUUUUUAUAUAAAAUAGUUUGAUUCCUUCCAGCCAACAGUCAAAACAGACUAAAUGGGAAUGGAUAAAGCACUUAUAGAAGAGUAUCCUAAUGAAAACACUUUUAAAAAGAUUGAGAAAAGAGCACGUGUCCUCUUUUUAAGUGGUGUAUGGGGAGGCAGGUGUCAGCUUUUGAGAGCUAUUCUUUAUUUACAUGAUAAUCUGGGUGAUAGCAUUUAUACCUGGGUCAGAGCUGCCCCUCUGCCCAUCAAAUGCGAUUUAUUUUAAAUUCUUUGAUUAUUUUGUUUUUCUCCCAACCCAUUGAUUUGGUAGCAACCGUUGACUUGGUCCCUGUGUCACAGUCAUCCUGAUUGUGGUUCUGGUGUUAUGUUUUAUGCAGACUUGUGACUUAAACUCAUCCCAGAGUGGAUUGGAACGUAACAGUGUAAGCUUGUUACUCUGACCGCGGCUCACAGAUUUAAAGCACCACCUGCCUUCAUCUCUCCUGGCUGCUGGGGAGUUGAGGGUGGAUCUUGCUUCUCAGAAUCUCACAGGCUCCUAGAGGGCAGGUGAGAAAGGAGCAGUCAGGCAGCAGGCCCUGGUGGAGAGAAGAAAAGGAGAGGCGCCUGGGUCACUGUCCAGAGGCCUUCUGUCCUGUGCUCUGAUGGAAGCUGGGCUGAGAGACCUGAUUGUUCUGAGAGAUCUUUGAAGGUUUCGACACAUCUCUAUCUCCAGUGAAGCCUCUAGCACCCAGACAGUAUCUGGAGGUGUAACAAGCCAAGUAAUGCCUGCUACGUUGUCUCCUGAUAGCAAGGGCAUGUGGACCAACUGACAGGGAGGUGCCUCGGCCCGUGGAAGGGAGGAGGGAGUGAUCCUUUCUAUUUGGACACUCUCUGGAAAGGGUCAAGACACCAUCAAAAUGUUGCCAACUCAGAAGAUCCCUUGGUGCAUUUGCAAGGUUAGGCGCUCCCAGCUGUCUGUGAUGAAAGACCUCAUCAGUUAAAUACGCUGGAUUCCAGAGGAUUUGGAAAGUGCAGAAGGUCGAAUGGUCACCACGUGUAUGUAUUUUCAGGGUUCCAGCUUAAUUCACCUACCCAUCCAUCUGUCACCUGGUCUUUCUCAUGUAUAGCCUGCUUUCACCAAGAAGCGAACACAUCCUGAAGUCAGCGGCUGAUGGAACAUGCUCUCCUGCUCUAAGGCGCAACCUCUGGGCUGGAGUGGAAAGGACUCUGGUGGGAAGGUUUUGCUGCUAAUGUAUUUAUGGAAUGAAUGUAUUUCAUUCAAAUCUGUAUUCCUCUAGGAAGGAUUAAAAUAAAAACUUUUUAAAAAAUGCGA